Ahaetulla prasina is the source of this 4901-nucleotide messenger RNA. It is a transcript of the gene MPP3, whose product is annotated as MAGUK p55 scaffold protein 3. The coding region runs from base 235 to 2022 and encodes 595 amino acids. The record is from RefSeq and is a predicted model, not a curated record. NCBI's taxonomy places the organism in Eukaryota, Metazoa, Chordata, Lepidosauria, Squamata, Colubridae. Gene Ontology annotation, molecular function: protein binding. The transcript is spliced from 19 exons. Gene Ontology annotation, cellular component: plasma membrane; cell-cell junction.
CAAGUACCGCCACCUCCGCGAAGCGCAUGAGCGAGACGCGCCCCACGAGACGAGAAGCCCAGCAAGAGCCGGCAGGGGCCGGCCGCCACCCAAAGUGACACGGAGGAAGGGGGCCCCAAGCAAGCGAGUGUGGAUCGUCGCUCCUCCUACGGGCAUUCUGUUGGUGUAGAAAUUAUAGCUGUUGGAAGGUGGAUUGAACACGUGGAUCUGUAGGUAGUGAGCAAGAAACAUACCAUGCCCGUCCUAUCUGAAGAUUCAGGUUUGCAUGAGACGCUUGCCCUCCUGACCUCACAGCUGAGGCCUGACUCCAAUCAUAAGGAGGAGAUGGUAUUCCUGAGAGACAUUUUUAGUGAGAGAAGCCUCAGCUGCUUAAUGAAAAUUCAUGAAAAAUUGUGCCAUUAUGAACAACACAGUCCGGUCCCAGUACUGCAUAGUGCCUCUGCUCUCGCUGAAGAUGUUCAAGUUCCACCAGGCCCAAGGUUGACUCAGCUUUCCAUCCUUUAUAAGGUGAUGGAAGAAUUGCAGACUGCGCCGAUGAAUAAUGAUGAAAAGGAACUGCUUCAGCUGCUCUCAACUCCUCAUCUCAGGGCGAUGCUUGUUGUGCAUGAUACUGUUGCUCAGAAGAAUUUUGACCCUGUUCUUCCUCCAUUGUUGGAUAAUAUUGAUGAUGAUUUUGAUGAAGAAUCAGUGAAAAUAGUUCGUCUAGUAAAGAAUAAAGAACCUUUGGGUGCAACAAUCAGGCGGGAUGAGCAGACAGGGGCUGUGAUUGUUGCCCGCAUCAUGAGGGGAGGGGCAGCUGAUCGCAGUGGUCUUGUCCAUGUUGGAGAUGAAUUGCGGGAAGUUAAUGGAAUUGCUGUACUUCACAAACGACCGGAAGAAAUUAGCCAGAUUCUGGCUCAAUCCCAGGGAUCAAUAACACUAAAAAUUAUUCCAGGCAUCAAAGAAGAAGAUCGUCUGAAGGAUAGCAAAGUAUUCAUGAGAGCACUCUUCUCCUACAAUCCAAAAGAGGAUAAAGCUAUCCCAUGUCAGGAGGCAGGGCUACCUUUUCAGAGAAGGCACAUCUUGGAAGUGGUUAGUCAAGAUGACCCAACAUGGUGGCAGGCCAAACGUGUGGGUGACACAAACCUUCGGGCUGGUCUGAUUCCUUCUAAGCAGUUCCAAGAAAGGCGCUUAAUGUAUAGAAGGACCAUCGGUGCAUUGCACAAUUCCAGAAGUGUUACAAAGCCAUACUACUGUGACUGUGAGGGUUACUUCAAUGGACAAUACAUAGCUGGCUUGCGACGAAGUUUCCGACUGAGCCGAAAGGAGAAGCAGAGUGAUCCAAAUGAAGCCAAACAAACUGAACAAAGCUCCAUUCCAGAAUUUCUCACAUAUGAGGAAGUCAUCAAAUACCAGCAGCAGCCUGGUGAAAGGAAGAGACUGGUGGUUUUAAUUGGUUCUUUGGGGUCUCGGUUAAAUGAACUCAAGCAGAAAGUAGUGGCAGAAAAUCCACAAGAAUAUGGAGUUGCUGUGCCACAUACCACAAGGACCAAGAAGAGUCAUGAAAAGGAGGGCGUGGAAUACAACUUUGUUUCAAAACAAUCAUUUGAGAUUGAUAUACAGCACAACAAGUUUGUAGAACAUGGAGAAUAUAAGGAAAAUCUUUAUGGGACAAGCCUGGAGGCGAUACAGUCUGUCAUGUCUAAAAAUAAAGUUUGCCUUGUGGAUGUUGUGCCUGAGGCAGUGAAGCACUUAAGGACAGCUGAAUUCAAGCCCCAUGUGGUCUUUGUAAAGCCUCUUGUCUCUGAAAAGAAAAAGAACACACCAGCCACUCUGCUGACAGAGGACAUCUUUGUCCCACUUGAUGAGGAGCAGCAAGAGAUGGUGAACUCAGCAGCCUUCAUUGAGGAGCAAUAUGGCCACUUAAUUGAUAGUGUUCUGGUGAAGGAAGAUCUCCAGAGUGCCUGCAGCCAAUUGAAAACCAUAUUGGAGAAACUGAACACAGACUGCUUUUGGGUGCCUGUCUCUUGGGUUAAGUUGUAGUCAGCCAUGUUAUGCCAAAAAUGAUGGUUUAUUCCUGUUUGAUAAUAAUAAUUUGUAAAUAGAAUGGAUGGUUAAAAAGGGAAAAUGCAGCAGCAGCAGCCAGCUUAUUUGAAAAGCUGGAAAGAGAAUCUGUCUGCAACUAAAACCAUAUUCUGAUUAAUCGCUUCCUCUACAAGAAUGGAAUGAAAAAUUGCACGAUACAAUCCAGGGUAUGUGUGAGUCCUUUUAGACAGCAGUUCUAAAGACUGAGAUUCAAACUGUGGUCAUCUUGACAAAGAUUAAAUAGCUGGGAAACAUUACAGAGCAAAAUAUGCCAACUCUGAAACUUCCACAAUCAAUAAUAAAUAAGAGAGUCCUUCAAUUAAGGGUUAUAAUAUCAGAUAAUACAAUAAUAAACCUUCCCCACUCCUCCUGUUGGUUGGCCAAGCAGAAUCAAAAGAGCAAUUAGAAGUGACAGUUGAUACUUUACUAGAAGAUUAGUCUUCCUAGCCACCUGCAAAGGCUUUUAUAAUUUUGUGUGAAAAUUAGCUAUGCUGUAUAUUCUCUCUACAUAACUAUAUUUUGAGACAUCAAUGACUGGGAUUUUCUCCUGGGAUUAUCUUAAUAAACUGCCUAAGUAAUGUGUUAAAUUAUGAAGUUAAGGCAUUGGAAAGUGUCUCAGUUCUAAUCAAAGGACCACAAAUUCCUCACGAGAAAAGCUGAAGAAGCAUUUCUCCUCUAUUUCUACACUGUUAUGGGUGUAAAUGCUGAGGUAUCUGUUUUGUAGGCCAACCAGUUACCCAUUUUAGGUCAGCUUUAACUUAGGCAAGUGGUCCGAAUUUUUAAAAGUGCAAAGGAUAUUUGACCUGAGCUCAACCUUGCAGAAUGAUAGCUGAAGAUCUUUGGGAAUCAGGAGUAUCCAAUGUCCAAGCCUGUCCAUGACUAGCAUAAUACUGGAUUUGCUGUGCAAACAUAAAAUUGGAUGCAGAGUUCAGCAUCCAGAAAUUCACUUUAAAGGCCAAGCAAAAUUUCAGUUCUUCCAAUGAUUGAAAAGUUUUUGUUUGCUUUUCUGGACUUGGUAAACAUCUGAAGUGGAACAUCUUUCAAUUCUAAGAAUUGAAGUGAAGGAACAUCAGAACUCUGAAGCACCACAGCUAGCCUUUUCCAGACUCCAUAUUCAGUAUGAUUGGGACAUCAUAAACACAUACAAGUCAUCUACCAUGCUUUGCUUUAUUUAAUUCUUCUUGUAGAAUGAUAAUUUUUUGCAGAUAAUGUUGUUUUAGUGAUUAAAAGGGAGGGCUAGUUCUUGUGAGAAAGGGCUUGACUUUUCUGUAUUUUUCUUUUGUUCUCUGUACUGGUUUUUCUGUUCCACUAUGGUUUUUUUGUGCAUGUCUUUGUAAAAAAAAUAUUUCCCAUUGGAAAAAAUAAUCAUCAAUCUUCCUAGAACUCUUCUAUCACUUAACCACAGCAUUUAUCACCAGUCUUUUGAAGCAGAAAUUAUUGAUCUACUUAUUUAAUUCUGUAGUUUUAAAAUUGUAAAGAAAGUUAGGGCUUUGUUUUAAAAAAAUUAUCAUUGAUAUUGACUGAUAAUGGGUCAUCAAGUUGGUGUCAGUUCUUAGCAACCAUAUAGAUAAUUUCUCCAGAUGAAUCUGUUCCCAGGAUACUGUAGUUCUUCAGAUCUUCCAAUGGUGUAAUGUAAUCCAUCUCUGCAGUACCUGAAUCCAUCUCCUUGUUGCUGGUCAUUGUCUUUCUUUUCAUCGUUCUCAACAUUACAGCUUCUCCAAGAGCCAGAUGUCUUCAUAUGUCCAAAGUAGCAUAAUUUGAGCUUGGUCAUUUGUGCUUUGAGUGAUUUAAGAUUGAUAUUAUUACGUCAGGGGUGUCAAACUCGUGUCGUCAUAUUGUCACGUGAUGUAUCGUGGCUUUCCCCCCCUUCGCUAAAAUGGGAGUGGGCAUGGCCAGCGCAUGAGGUAUCCAGCCUACGGGCCACGAGUUUGACACCCAUGUACUAGGUGAACAUCUCUAGAAAACAGCUGGCUCACCAUUAUUAAUCUUUCUGUGAAUGAAACAAGGUUCUAGGAUACACUGUCAAUUGAUGUGAAAGGCUGGUAGAGUCUGAGAGAUCUAGCUAGCACCUGACAAAAGGUGAAGGUAUAUGUUCACUUUAUAUAUUGUAUGUAUGUGGUAUAAUAUGGUAAUUGCAUUUAUCCUUUACAAGUGUGGGAGAGAGACAUAUAGCUUGGAAUGCAAGGAAUUCCCCCCUCCCCUCCCAAUUUCUCUCUGAACCUCUCAUGCCUAAAAUAAAAUUUCCCCUUUGGUAUCAAAUACAUAGUUUGGUUCAUAGAAUGUGUCAACAAGCUGGUAGGAAUUGUGUAAUAAGAAUUCAAGUUUCCUAAAAAUGUUAGUCUUUUGCAAGAAAAAAAUAAUAGCUAAAAGGCUAACCAGUUCAUUAUUGCAUAUGAUUUAUGUAUGCAAUAGGUAUUCCCUAGUGUCCUUCAGAAGACAAAUUGGUGCAGAAGAUGCUCCUUGAAGAGAAAAAAAAAAUGUUCAAUCUUUGAUAUCAAACCACCACAACCCAUUUUGCAAAUUGGGUGUGUGGGAGGAUGGGUGCCAGUAGCAAGGCAGAAUAAUUCUUUUUAACUGUGCAUGAAUGCAGCUAGAAUAAUCAAAACUCUUUUUAACAGUGUGUGCAACUAGAAUAUUUUUUAAAUUGUUUUUAUGCAGAAGAGCUGCUUGUAUGCUAGCAAUGCCUCUGACUGAUGAGUUGCUUCUUUAAAUAAUUCACUUUGUUGUAUCUGGGAUAAUACAAUGAAUUUAUGCAUUUGAUACAUGCAGUUUUUCAGAGAAAUUUUUAGGAUGAGAACUGCUUGCUUUAAUUUACCUGCACUCCCUUGAUAUCUCAU